Messenger RNA from Protobothrops mucrosquamatus (brown spotted pit viper), 1272 nucleotides. It is a transcript of the gene NHERF4, whose product is annotated as PDZ domain containing 3. Gene Ontology annotation, biological process: protein localization to plasma membrane. NCBI's taxonomy places the organism in Eukaryota, Metazoa, Chordata, Lepidosauria, Squamata, Viperidae. Gene Ontology annotation, cellular component: apical plasma membrane. The transcript has 10 exons. Gene Ontology annotation, molecular function: protein-membrane adaptor activity; signaling receptor binding. Bases 1 to 1272 code for a protein of 423 amino acids. The record is from RefSeq and is a predicted model, not a curated record.
AUGAAGCAGAAAAAGGGGCUCCAGGAUACCACGGAGUCAACCAUGAAAUUUGAAUUUAACCCGAAAGAAGGAAUUGAUAAUCCCGCCUUAUCUCUGGCAGAGGAUUCCGAACCAGAAGGCACUUCCCAGCUACGCUUCUGUUUACUGAGGAAAGCUGGUGCUGAGAGCCUGGGCUUCUCGUUGUGUCAGGAGGCUGGAGGCUUGUGCCCCAUCGUGCGGAAGGUGACACCGGGAGGGCUGGCCUACCGUAGAGGCCUCCGGGAUGGAGACCGAAUCCUUGAGGUCAACGGAGUUAACGUUGAAGGCACGGGGUAUCUUCGGGUGAUCUGGAAGAUCAAGAGUAGCUCAAAGCAGGUCUUGCUCACUGUCCUGGAAGGGAACACCUACGAGGUAGCCAAAGCCCUGAACCGGGAUCUCAACCAGCUUUUGUCCAAUUACGGCAGGCCACGCCUGUGCUGUGUUUCCAAAGGCUCAAGUGGCUUUGGCUUCAGCGUGUCAGCUCCAGAAGGUGUGACCGGCAUAUUCCAGCUCUCCGUGCUGCAGAAUGGGCCAGCUCAGAAAGUAGGGGUGCCGCAUGGUUCCUGGCUGGUGGAACUCAACGGCGUCAGUGUGAAGAACUGGACGACUGCACAACUCAACCAAAAGAUCAAACAGAGCAGCAGCCCCAUGGGGCUCCUGGUGAUGGACAGCCGGUCAGAAGCGGCGUACCGACAAUGUGGAGUUAAGGUUACAGCUGGCCUGGCUGAUGCCUCCUGGGUUCCGUUCCAAGUGAGGAAGCUUCAGAUGAAGCGAGGAGAAGACGGAUAUGGCUUCUUGAUGAAAGAAGAAAAAUCUAGCUCGGGGAAGAUUGCCCAAUUUUUGAGAGACCUGGACGCUGGGCUCCCAGCUGAAAAGGCAGGGAUGAGAGAAGGCGACUGUCUGCUGGCGGUGAACAGUGAGGUUGUCGAAGACCUUGACCACCAGGAGGUGGUGUCGAAGAUCCGUUCUGACAACCAGCGGGUGACUCUCCUGGUCAUCGACUCAGAAGGAAGCAAGUUCUACAAUACGGUUGGAGUAUCUCCUUUAGUCUUCUAUGAUGAUGAAGUCUUCCCAUCAAGCUUUCUGAUCACCUGUGGUUCUACUUCUCCAGGCAUCCUUCAGGAACAAAGCUGGCCCACGUUGAUACCAUGUCACAGUCAAAUUUCUAGCAAUAUAGGCCCACCUGGGCAACCUGAUCCUACCCCAUGGACCUUCACCAGAGAGGACCAUGAUGGGUUCCGCCAGGCCUUCUAA